UGCCUCCAGAGAGCGCAGAAGGGUUAACCGGACAUUGGGGGCGCGCAGAGCAGCUUCAUAAGGGUGAUCCAUCCUCUCUGAGAGGUCCAUGGAGGAGUCAUCCUUCCCAGCCAGAGCCUAAAGAGGGGGCCACCAGGCUUCUGUCCCUGCAGCGUGCACAGUUCCUCAUCCGAAUGCCUGAGUAGAGUUUGUGUCCUUUCCCCUCCUCGCCAGCCCUGUGACAAUCCAGGGAGGAGUAUGGAGAAGUGGGUGAGCAGGUCCCAGCUGUGUCUGAUGCUGCUCCUGUCCUUCCCUCAGCUCUGCCUGGAUCUGGAGUUGACCUCUGGACAGGUGUUGUCUGGACAAUCUCUUCAGACACCUCUUGAGGAGGGCCAGAGCCCUGAGGGUGUCUGGGGACCUUGGGACCAGUGGGCCUCUUGCUCCCAGCCCUGUGGGAUAGGAGUGCAGCACAGGACCCGGACAUGUCAGCUUCCUAUAGCUCAACUCCAUCCAAGCCUGCCCCUCCACCCCCAGCCCCCAAGACACUCAGAAGCCCUCCUUUCUCCAGGUCAGAGACCCAGACCCCAGAUCCGAGAAACGAUCCCCCUCUACAGGCCACAGCCUCGGGAAAGAGGCGGCCCAUUUCGAGGUCCUGCUUCCCAAGUAGGGAGAGAGGAGACUCAUGAGAUUCAUGGGGCCAGGAGGUCCCGGGUUCGAGACCCCAUCAAGCCAGGAAUGUUUGGCUAUGGAAGAGUGCCCUUUGCAUUGCCACUGCAUCGGAACCGCAGGCACCCCCGGAGGCCGCCCAGACCUGAGCUUUCCCAGACCUUUUCUGGAGGGGAGGAGUCCCUUCCAUCCCUGACUCCAAAAGCAGAGCCAACCUCUGCAAACCACAGACCCCAAACUCAGCUCCCUCCUAUAGAACUGUCUGUCUACACGCCAUCACCGCCAGUAGAACCCCUAAGCCCUGAAACUUCUCAGACAGAAGUGUCCCCUCAAACCAGGCAGGCUCCCCAACAGCCCCACCAUGGAGCCAAGGCUGCUGGCACAGAGCCUACCUCGCCCACUCCCUCCUUAACAGAAAGUGGCUUCUUCCAUGCAACCCUUCAGCAGAGAAUCCAAAGUUCUCAGGGUUGGGCCAGUCCCCAGGUAUCAGGGAGAUACCCCGAUCCUUUCCCUUUUGUACCUCAGGGACGGAGCUGGCAGAGGCAGGGGCAUGGGAGAUCUGAGGGGAAUCUUCACAGGGGCAUACAGUCUGUCCCUCACCACUCAGAUGGCUGGCUGCCUCUGCUGAGUGCUGGCCCCCACUCCAGCUCCCUGUGGAGCCUCUUUGCUUCCAGUAGCCUUGUCCCAAGAUGUUCUGGGGAAAGUGAGCAGCUGAGAGCCUGCAGUCAAGCACCCUGCCCCCCUGAGCAGCCUGACCCCCGGGCCCUGCAGUGUGCAGCCUUUGACUCCCAGGAAUUCAUGGGCCAGCUGUACCAGUGGGAGCCCUUCACAGAAGUCCAGGGCUCCCAACGCUGUGAACUGAACUGCCGUCCCCGUGGUUUCCGCUUCUAUGUCCGUCACACCGAAAAGGUCCAGGAUGGGACCCUGUGUCAGCCUGGAACCCCAGACAUCUGUGUGGCUGGACACUGUCUGAGCCCUGGCUGUGAUGGGAUCCUUGGCUCUGGCAGGCGUCCAGAUGGCUGUGGAGUCUGUGGGGGUGAUGAUUCUACCUGUCGCCUUGUUUCGGGAAAUCUCACCAACCGAGGGGGUCCUCUGGGCUAUCAGAAGGUUCUGAGGAUUCCUGCUGGGGCCUCCCAGCUCCAGAUUGCCCAGCUUCGGCCCAGCUCCAACUACCUUGCACUUCGAGGGCCUGGGGGCCAAUCCAUCAUCAAUGGGAACUGGGCUGUGGAUCCCCCUGGGUCCUACACAGCUGGUGGGACUGUCUUCAGAUAUCACCGUCCUCCUCGGGAGGAGGGCAAAGGGGAGAGCCUAACAGCUGAGGGCCCCACCACCCAGCCUGUAGAUGUCUAUAUGAUCUUUCAGGAGGAAAACCCAGGUGUUUUUUAUCAGUAUGUCAUCUCUUCUCCUCCAGUCUCUGAGAGGCCCAGCCCACUGCCCCCUGUCUCUCAACUUCAACCUGAGAUCCUGAGGGUGGAGCUCCCAUCUGGCUCUGCGCCCCGCCCUGCCAGGACCCCAGGCACCCUCCAGCGUCAGGUGCGGAUCCCCCAGAUGCCUGCUCCACCCCACCCCAGGAUACCCCUGGGGUCUCCUGCUGGAUUCUGGAAACGAGUGGGACAUUCUGAGUGCUCCGCAUCCUGUGGCAAAGGUGUUUGGCGCCCCAUUUUCCUCUGCAUUUCUCGUGAGUCGGGAGAUGAACUGGAUGAACGCAGCUGUGCUGUGGGUGCCAGGCCUCCAGCCUCCCUAGAGACCUGCCACAGCUCCCCCUGCCCCCCAUACUGGGAGGCUGGUGAAUGGACAUCCUGCAGCCGCUCCUGUGGCCCUGGCACCCAGCACCGCCAGCUGCUCUGCCGGCAGGAGUUUGGUGGAGGUGGCUCCUCAGUGCCUCUGGAGCGUUGUGCACACCUCCCCCGGCCUAACAUCACCCAGCCUUGUCAGCUGCGCCUCUGUGGCCAUUGGGAGGUUGGCUCCCCCUGGAGCCAGUGCUCUGUGAGGUGCGGACGGGGCCACAGGAGCCGGCAAGUUCGCUGUGUCGGGAACAACGGUGACAAAGUGAGUGAGCAGGAGUGCGCUUUGGGUCCCUCAAAACCCCCCAGCAGAGAGGCCUGUGACAUGGGGCCCUGCACCACAGCCUGGUUCCACAGCGACUGGAGCUCAAAGUGCUCUGCUGAGUGUGGGACUGGGAUCCAGCGGCGGUCUGUGGUCUGCCUCGGGAGUGGGGAGGCCCUUGGGCCAGACCAAGAGGAAGGAGGAACAGGAACCAGUGAACAGAACUGUCCACAAGGAAGCCGUCCCCCCGACAUGCGUGCCUGCAGCUUAGGGCCCUGUGAGAUGACAUGGUGCUGGUACACAGGGCCCUGGGGCGAGUGCUCCUCAGAAUGUGGUUCCGGCACACAGCGUAGAGACAUCAUCUGUGUGUCCAAACUGGGGACUGAAUUCAAUGUGACCUCUCCUAGCAACUGUUCCCACCUGCUCAGGCCCCCCACCCUGCAGCCCUGUCAGGGGCAGGCCUGCCAGGACCAAUGGUUUGCUACACCCUGGAGUCCUUGUUCUCGCUCCUGCCAGGGGGGAAUGCAGACAAGGGAGGUCCAGUGCCUGAGCACCAACCAGACCCUCAGCACCCGAUGCCCUCCUCACCUGCGACCCUCCAGGAAACGACCCUGUAACAGCCAACCCUGCAGCCAGCGCCCUGACGAUCAGUGCAAGGACAGCUCUCCACACUGCCCUCUGGUGGUACAGGCCCGGCUCUGCGUCUACCCCUACUACACAGCCACCUGUUGCCGGUCUUGUGCCCAUGUCCUGGAGCGGUCUUCCCCGGAGCCCUCCUGAAAUGGUUCCGGGAGACUCUCUGUGGUUUUCUCACACCACCAUUGGUCACCCGUUUAUCAGCCCACUCUAUGUCCCUUGGGUAACCAAGGAUGUCCUUCAGAGUAACUAAAUGUGGCAAGAUGAUGGACAGUGACUGUCAAGACAUAUGAUUGGGUCUGUGUGUUGCUGUGCUGGUAUGUGUGCACAUAUGACCCAGGGCGUGCACCUGGGCCUGCGUGUGUGUGUGUGUGUGUGUGUGUGUACACGUGUGCAUACAUGUGUAUCACUUUUCAAAAGGAAGUUCACAGACUGAGUAGGAAUGGGGAGGAGACCAUACCUGUUUCCCUGAGACUUUUUUAGGCUGAGAAGAAAGUUUGCAGUUCUCUGCCAGAUCAAACUACUUAAUGUGGUCUCCCCAUCAACUCCAAUUUUGUGCCCUGGACUUCAUGUUCAGGCCUCGCAUCGUUUUGCUUCUGACCCCUUCUCCCUUUACCCUCCAUAUCCCUGACUCCCUACUUAGCUAGGGAAAGGGGUCAGCAACUGCCAACCCUGUCUUACUCUAGAAAGAGAGACUGCUUCCCAGAGCAGGGGCCACCUGGACAGAGGGUGGAAAAGAGCAAUGUUAGCAUAAGACCCCUGCCCCUAGUUCCGACAUCCUCAAAAUGGUUGCCACCCCAGAACUAAUUUAUUUUUUA
This is a messenger RNA of Otolemur garnettii (small-eared galago), 4145 nucleotides long. RefSeq names its product ADAMTS like 4 (gene ADAMTSL4). Lineage: Eukaryota; Metazoa; Chordata; Mammalia; Primates; Galagidae. Gene Ontology annotation, molecular function: metalloendopeptidase activity. Gene Ontology annotation, cellular component: extracellular matrix. The record is from RefSeq and is a predicted model, not a curated record. The transcript has 18 exons. Bases 238 to 3471 code for a protein of 1077 amino acids. Gene Ontology annotation, biological process: extracellular matrix organization.